AUGAAGACUAAGGAUGCGGAUUUUGUGGGUGAUACGCGAUGGGGUGAAGCUCCACCAGCCAAGGAGCAGGCAGCUGUUAUACCAGCCAAGGAGAAGACACCAGUGCAAGAGAAGAAGGUUUUGAGUUCGGCGCCGACGGCGCUGCAGACGGCGAUCGCACCGGUCGACCAACCGCAGUCACCAACAGCUAAGCAGUCGCAGUUGACACCAAAAGAACCCCAGCAGCCAACGACCGAGACUCGGCCAUCGACACCCUCUGGGCAGCCCGGAGCAGCCUUGGGGGGACCAGCCGGUCAGGCCCCUAAGCGGACUUCUCCAAAGUCAACAACACUUCCGUCUGCGCCUGUGCAGAAGGCGCGCUCCGACCGGCCGCCGCGGUACUCUCCGGAUCUGCUAGGGUCUUCGCCUUCGCCUCCGUCUACGCCUGCGUCUCCCGCGGGUUCCGGCCUUGAUGAGAGCGUCACGCGACAGUCACACCAGCGGCGGAAAUCGCCAGAUUUGCCAGUAUUGGCGCCUGCGCCUUCCCCGACUUCCGGUUUUGGGAAGUAUUCAGUGCCAGAUCUCUUUCAAGAUGAAGAUCCCUCCUUUGACCUUCCAGCAUCAGGAACGUCCUCGCCUGCAUCUUCCUCGUUUCCCCCGUCUUCCGGCAGUGUUGAGACCCCUACACGAAAGCCAGCAGGCGAUCAGACCGGGAAGCCACCACCACCAAAGAUGCCUAAGCUCACGCUCAAGGGUCCUAAAUCUAAGGAUAAGACCGAGCACCCUUCUCUCCCCUUACCCGCCACCUUUGAUGGUCCUCUCCGCGAUUUCUACUCACGGUUGGUUACCAUGAAAGUCGACCCAGUGAACAAGGCGCACAACUUCCAUUUAGAAGAUUGGUAUCGCGUCUACACGGUGCUUCGUUGGUAUUGGCGGAAGCAGACAACGGCGCGAAAGACCGAGCAAAGCGAGGGGACAUCUAAGGCACAAGGCAAUGCUGCGCAGGGAGUCGACUACUACGAUCCGCAAGACUCGCGCGCAGGGACUGACGAUGGGGCGGUGUUAUCUCUGGACAAGAUCAAGAACAUCUGGACGCUGGAAGACGCAGGAAUGGAUGACGACACUAUCGAAUUCGCAUUCCCUGAACACAUUGCUAUCGACCCUGCCGGCGACGUCACCAAGGAGCAAUUCCUUGAUCACUGUGGAACUUUCACAGUCCUACCGGAUUUGUGGGGUGUCUGCCUCAGGUCCGGCUUAGCUUGA
Letharia columbiana is the source of this 1242-nucleotide messenger RNA. RefSeq lists its product as uncharacterized. Lineage: Eukaryota; Fungi; Ascomycota; Lecanoromycetes; Lecanorales; Parmeliaceae. The coding region runs from base 1 to 1242 and encodes 413 amino acids. The record is from RefSeq and is a predicted model, not a curated record. The transcript is spliced from 3 exons.